UUUUUUUCUACACAGUGACGGUCUUGCCAUCAGAUAAAUGUCCCCAUUGGUACCUGCUGCUGUGCUGUGUGGGCCGGCCCAGCCAGCAGAGCCUGCUCUUCAUUAAGCUAGCUGGGUUUAUGAACCACGGUGGGAUCUCCCUGGUCCCUCCCCCUCCGCCUGUCUGCCUGGCUGCCCGCUCCCAGCAGCGCUGCGACGGUCAAAGGAUUCACACUUUGCGGCGCUCAGAGGACCGGCAGUCGGCGGCUCUCCAGCCCAUCAGUCCGUACACAACAAGAGUAGUGAUGGUUCACAUGGGCAGAAUGCGCCAGAAUCCUUGAAGAUAAACUAAAGGCUGCGGACGAUACUUGAUCAUCCUUUGAUUGCUGUACGUACAACUGGUGCCAUGGUUGGUCUAAUAACUCAAGUUACACUGCUGAGGUGUACUUUUCUCUUUCUCUACUUGAGUGUCUGCUUUUGCCAGCGUGACUGCACCGGCGUGGACUGCCCCCAGCUGGACAACUGCAUCCAAGAAGUUCUGGAGAGUGGCAGCUGUUGCGCUUCAUGCCUGCAAAAAGGAUGCACAUGUGAGGGUUACCAGUACUAUGAUUGCCUCAAUUCUGGAUUCAAGAAUGGCAAGGUGGGCGAGGGAGAGUCUUACUUUGUUGACUACGGCAGCACAGAGUGCUCCUGCCCCGUGGGAGGGGGCCGGAUCAGCUGCAACUUCAUCAGCUGUCCUGAUAUGCCGCCGAACUGCAUCGAGGUUUCAGAGCCUGCGGACGGUUGCAUGCAGUGCGAACGCGUCGGAUGCGUACAUGGCGAGCAAAAGUACGAGGCCGGACACUCCUUCCACGUUGAUCCCUGCCGGGUCUGCCACUGCCCCAACGAAGGAGGGAAUCUAAUGUGCUACCCUGUGCCAGAUUGUGACCCGCACAAGGUCCAUAAACCAAUGUUGGCUGCACCAACAAGGGAGGACGCAGCCAACAGGGGCAAAAGUUACCCCGAAAGGUUUGACCAACAUGGGCCGAUGGAUCAGUUUUCCACACCACAUCACCUUCCUCCUAUUGGGAAUCUUCCUCUCUUCAAAUCGCCGCCUUUGGAUAAGGAGGAGCCAGAAGAUUAUGAUUACGGUCCUACAGACUUUCCAGAGACCUACCCUCAAUCUCUGGUCUUCCCCACCGAGUCGUCCUCAUUUAAUAAGAUCAUCUCUUUGUCCCGAGGUUCGGACAGACCUGACAGAACUUCUGCCCGUCAGAGCUUUGACAGACAAAGCAAGCUGGAGCUGAGAGAGCGACAUGGAGUUCAUGACCAUUCGGCAUACAAAGUGGAAGUGACAGAAAGUCCCCUGAGACUAGAGCAGAGUACUAUCAGGCCACAUUUGCACAAGGAUGCCACUACUUCUUGGCAGCCCUCACAGGGUCCAACAAGUGCGCAAAGUGUCUCAUUCAGUGAUCUGACAACACAGAAAGGUGUGGAGAAGCCAUUGCCUGCACCGGAAAGUUCAGACAGGAUCAUAUUUCCACUGAAACAAGGAUAUGGGAGUGAAAAACACCCAGAGUAUCCACAUAUAAGUCCUGAGAGUGCAGUUCAUCCUCAGAGAAGCUCUGAGACUAAGACACGUCAACACAAUGCAUUGGAUAGUGUGACACCCAGUGGUUCAAAGAGUCAAAUCAACAUUAGUCAUCCAGUGAGAGGUAUAGACAGUCAAACCGAUCAGCAGAGACGAUCAGAAAGAGUGAAUUUCCAGCUGAACAUACUGAAAAGCCCAGAGGGCCAAAUCCAUUCCCAGGCUAGUUCAAACGGCCACAAAGAAUCCCGGGGGACGGUCGCACAGGACAGGGAGGAAGGGAUGGAUGAAGAAGAGAUUAUAGAGGAGCAGGAGGAGGAGGAGGAGGAUGAAGAAAUAGUAACAUUUCAUAGUGUCACUGAGCCUGAAAGAAUUGAUGUUCCCUACAAGAUAAAGUUAGAGUUAGCACAACAGUCAGAGAGCAGCAGUCCAACCAGCAGCUAUGAAAAGAGCACACCCGAGCCCAGCACCAGCUCCCCCAGGAGGCCCGAGUACCUGACAACCCCCAUGGUCCAUUAUAUAAGCACUACCCAGCCGCCAGUAAGGGCCAAGCUGAAUGAGAGUGAGCCCAGCAGAAAGCCAGGUCAUUGGCUGGUUAACCUUCACAGUGAAGACCAGGAAGAGUUGACGGAGAAAGAGGAGGAGGAGAGGAAAGAUCGCCCUGGUUUGCUUGUCAAACCUGAUGAAGGUCCAGGUGUCUCUGCUGAAGACCUGCUGCAGAGCUGCUGUGCUGCUGGCCAGAAAUGGGCCACAGAAAACCACCACUGCAACCACAUGCCACUGCUGAACAAUGACAAGCACUCCAUAUGCAGUGUUGCAGGGAAGCAGUGCUGUCUCAGCUCUAUAAAGGAGAGCCAGUGUGAAUCAGGUAUGACUUCAGCCAGAGGAGGGGACACCUGUGAAGUGGAGGAGGACCAGUGCACAGAUGACUCCUACCGGGUGUGCUGCAGCUGCUGUGCCCUUGGCUUACGGGCGCGCAGCGAAGGAUGGGGUUGUGAUGCCCACCAGUACCUGGAAUACCCGUGUGGACAUGUCUUCCUCACCUGCUGCCAGGAGGAGGAAGGUCUAAGCCAGAUCCUGUUGAGAAGAAAGCAGAAGCCCAGACCAACUUCUAUGCCAAGAAAAGUCUCCAACAGGAAGUUGCCCAACGAGGCCUUCUCCAUCAGUGCCACAGAAGAAGCUGCCAACGCAGUGGAGGAGCAGGGGGAUGUGGAUGAGUGUCAGCUCUACCCGGGCCAGCUGUGCCAGCACACAUGCACCAACACCUGGGGCUCCUACCGCUGUGGCUGUAACCAGGGCUACAUCCUGCAACAGGACGGAAGCUCCUGUGCACCAGCGAGUCAAGACGAGGACAACCGAGUCCGAGAGCACAGUGCUUCUAGCACCACCCCCAGCGCAACCACCACCACUGCCCGCCUCAAUCCAUGUGCAGAAAACGGUCCUUGCAGUCAGCAGUGUACGGUGGUGGCCGGCCGGGCUCGCUGCUCCUGCUUCCCAGGGUUUUCGCUGAUGACUGACGGACGCAUGUGUGAAGAUGUGGAUGAGUGUGCAACCAACACCCAUAGCUGUCGGCCCAGCGAGCAGUGUGUGAACACAGUGGGUUCAUUUAUAUGCGAGCUGCAGGUCACUUGUCCUGCCGGCUUCCAGCUGAGGAACAGUGUUUGCAAGGACAUUGAUGAAUGUGUUCUGCAAACCCAUAACUGUGGUAUGGGCUUUGUGUGUGAGAACACAGCGGGCUCUUUCCUGUGUAAUCCCAAACACAAGUGCAUCAGCGGCUUCACACAGGACUCCCAUGGCAACUGUAUCGACAUAAAUGAGUGCAGCAGCCGGAGUGAGCCAUGUGGCUCUGGCUUUAACUGCAUCAACACCGUGGGCUCCUACGCCUGCCAGCAGAAGUUCAUAAUGUGCAACCCCGGCUACCAUGUCAGCCCUGAUGGAGCCACGUGUGUUGACAUUGAUGAGUGUCAGAUGGGGACGCACCGCUGUGGCGUGGGCCAGAUCUGUCACAACCUCCCCGGCAGCUUCCGCUGUGACUGCCAGACGGGCUACCAGUAUGAUGCCCUCCGCAAAGUCUGCAGCGAUGUAAAUGAGUGCUGGCGCUAUCCUGGCAGGCUGUGUGCCCAAACCUGUGAAAACACCCCAGGCUCCUACCACUGCUCAUGCACAGCCGGCUUCUCCCUAGCAUUUGAUGGCAAGAACUGUGAAGAUGUAAAUGAAUGUGACAAAAACCCGUGUGGCCAGGAGUGCGCCAACAUCUACAGCUCAUACCAAUGCUACUGUCGCCAAGGCUACUACCUGAAAGAGGACGGACACACCUGUGAAGAUAUUGAUGAGUGCUCCCAGAGCAUCGGGAACCUUUGUACCUUCCAGUGUGUGAACGUUGCUGGCAGCUACCAGUGUGCCUGUCCUGCUAAUGGAUACGUCAUGUCGGCCAAUGGACGCACCUGCAAAGAUAUUGACGAGUGCACAACUGGCGCCCACAACUGUUCAUAUGGACAGAGCUGCUAUAACCUGCAGGGAGGCUUCAGAUGUCUCUCCUUCGCCUGCCCUCACAACUACAAGAAGGUGUCAGACAUACGAUGUGAGCGGAUCAGCUGUCCCAGCAACUCCUUAGACUGUCAGAACUCCCCCAUACGCAUCACGUACUACCAGCUCAGCUUCCAGACCAACAUCAUCAUCCCUGCCCAGAUCUUCCGAAUCGGACCGUCCCCCGCCUACUCCGGUGACCACAUUGUCAUCGGCAUCAUCAGAGGCAACGAGGAGGGCUACUUCAGCACCAGAAAGCUGAACAGCUUCACGGGGGCCGUGUACCUGCAGAGACAGGUGCGCGAGCCCAAAGACUUCCUGAUAGACGUGGAGAUGAAGCUGCUGAGGCAGGGGGCGUUCACCUCCUUCCUCGCCAGGAUCUACGUCUUCAUCACAUCCGCCGCAGUGUAACACCAAGACCGAACAGACAAAGAGAGAGGGACUGGGAACUUCAUAUGGUGCUCAACUUUUAUAUGUGCGGACUCUUUUUGUAAUGCCUCCCCAAAAUCAGACUUUUUAUUUUUUAUUUUUUUAAGAAAUCUUGUAAAAUGUUGCCAAAGACCUUACGCCAAAAACACACCGGCCGCGGAAGCGCUGCGAAGCGACGCAAAGCAGCGCCAUUUUCAUUUCGACGCCCAUGUCAUCCAAUCUGUUGUUCACGCCGCUUGUGAUCAGGAGAGAAGGGUCUAUUCUUUUCGCCAUCUCUUCUGUUUCUUCGACAAGCUGUUAAAGGGAUACGCCACCGUUUGUUGAAAUAGGGCUUAUCAUGGUCUCCCCU
Perca flavescens (yellow perch) is the source of this 4850-nucleotide messenger RNA. RefSeq names its product fibulin 2 (gene fbln2). Gene Ontology annotation, cellular component: extracellular region. The record is from RefSeq and is a predicted model, not a curated record. The coding region runs from base 386 to 4483 and encodes 1365 amino acids. Gene Ontology annotation, molecular function: calcium ion binding. The transcript has 18 exons. NCBI's taxonomy places the organism in Eukaryota, Metazoa, Chordata, Actinopteri, Perciformes, Percidae.